Messenger RNA from Silurus meridionalis, 2656 nucleotides. It is a transcript of the gene ntn4, whose product is annotated as netrin 4. The record is from RefSeq and is a predicted model, not a curated record. Gene Ontology annotation, cellular component: laminin trimer. Bases 481 to 2226 code for a protein of 581 amino acids. Gene Ontology annotation, molecular function: protein binding. The transcript is spliced from 10 exons. Lineage: Eukaryota; Metazoa; Chordata; Actinopteri; Siluriformes; Siluridae. Gene Ontology annotation, biological process: cell migration; basement membrane assembly; substrate adhesion-dependent cell spreading.
AGCGGUAUUCUAGAGAAUUCAGCUGGAGGAUCCAGAAGCUCUGAUCUGAGAUGAGAUGCGUACGAAGAGGCUCCGACGCCCGUUUCUGUGCAUAGACUCUUUCGGUAAAAAAUAAAUACAAUUAAAAAAUACAAUAUUCAGGUGUGUCUGAGUGGCGUGGUGGACACAUGGCAGGAUCGCGCGCGCCGGGGCUCGGUGCGCAGGUGAGCGCUUUCUCUUCAACGCAGUGGCACGUCGGCGGCUGCUCGCAGGCGCGCGCGCGCACCUGGCCGCGCCACGCGCACUAAACGCGGUCAUGCUUCUACUUGCCGUUUGAGAAACGCGGUCGCUACUUUGCAGAGCCUCCGACUUGUUACGGGACAAGAGCAUUCGCUUAAUCGCUUUUCUAGUCUUUUGUUGUAGGACAUUGGACCUAUUUUUUGUUUUGUUUUGUUUGUUUAUUUAUUUAUUUAUUUAUUUUGAAGACCUGACGGGGCAUCGAUGGAGAGGUGGGCGUUGUUUCUCGUGCUCGCGUGCGGCGCUUCUCACUCUGCGCGUUCAGGCUGUGAAAACCGUGUGUGUAAUCCUCGCAUGGGCAACCUGGCUACUGGGCGCUCCAUGCUCACGGACACGCAGUGUGGCUCCACAACACCAGAGCACUUAUGUCGCUAUGACGAUGGCAGCUGUAUACCGCAGUGUGAAGUGUGCCAUCCUCAUGCUCACCCUCCCACCUCCAUGACCGACUCGUCCUUCAAACAGCCACCUACAUGGUGGCAGUCAGCCGGAGACGUCAUUAAUGAAACAUUGCAGUUGAACCUGGAGGUGGAAUUUUAUUUUACCCACCUGAUUGUGAUAUUUCACUCACCACGCCCGGCAGCCAUGACUGUGGAGCGUUCACGGGAUUUCGGGCGUACAUGGAGCACCCUGCACUCAUACAGCCGCAACUGCAGCUCCUGGUUUGGACUGAAAGAUGGUCAUGGCUGUACUGAGAAAUACUCAUCUCCAAGGCCAUGCAUUGGUGGAGAGGUUAUAUAUCGUGCUCUCUCUCCCUGGAGCGAAUUAGAACCUUACAGCUCAGAGGCUCGUGCUCAACUUGGUAUUACUAACCUCCGCGUUCAACUGCUGCAGCCCCAGCAAUGCCCGUGUCAGCUCAAACAAAGUAAUACCAACCUUCUAAACGUGCCCUAUGCCAUCUCUGACUUCAUCUUGAAGGGAGCCUGCUUGUGCCAUGGGCAUUCUGAACAGUGUGUGCCAGCCAGUAGCUACCAGGCCACACACAAUCGUGGGCACCAUGUGGUCCAUGGCAAAUGUGUGUGUCGGCAUCACACUGCAGGUGAUCACUGUGAGAGAUGCGAUCGUCUCUAUAAUGACCGACCAUGGAGACCAGCAAGUGGCCUAACUGGAGAAGCUCACCAGUGUAAUGAGUGCAAGUGUAAUGGACAUGCAGAGAGCUGCCACUUUGACAAAAGUUUGUGGCUGCGUUCUGGUCAGAGAAGUGGAGGUGUGUGUCACUGCCUACACAAUACAACAGGUCGACACUGUCAGCAGUGCCAGCCAGGCUUUUACAGACAUCCAGAGAGACUACUGACCGCUGAGAACUCGUGUACACCUUGUUUGUGUGACCGUGUUGGAACCGAGAGUUGCAACCCUGCUAAUGGGGACUGUAUCUGCAAGCCUGGUGUGGCCAACCCAUUGUGUGACAAGUGUAUGCUGGGAUACUGGGGUUUCGAUGAGUAUGGCUGCAGACCUUGCCACUGUGCAGGUGACUGUGAUCCCUACACUGGAGACUGCAUGACAGGGUCAGAUCCUGAACACAAUAACACCAUAUUUCGAGCGGAGGAACUUUUCUCAGCGCUGAACUUUCAAGAGAAAUGUGAGUGCAAACAGCAAUCUCUCAAGAACAGUAAAAUCUUCUGCAUUAUGCAAUAUUCCUAUGCUUUAAAGGUAAGAGUACUGGCAGCACAUGAUAAGGGCUCUCAUGCUGAGGUGGAUGUAAAAGUUCUUAAGGUGCUAUGGAACAGCUCCACCCUCAGGCUCAUGCAAGGAACUGCCACUCUGUAUCCAGAGUCCUGGACAACUCGAGGCUGUACCUGCCCUGUACUGUAUCCAGGGGAGGAAUAUCUUGUUGCUGGACACUACGAUGUGAGGAAAGGUCGACUUCUAGUCAACAUGAAGAGUUUAGUGAAGCCAUGGAGAGCCAACCACAGUCGCCGAGUGCUGCAGCUCCUAAGGUGCCACCUGAGUUAGAUAGCAAGUGCACAAGAGAAAAAAAAAAAAAAGAGUGGUGUAGAGAGGCAGAGGAAGAGAUGUGGUCAAAUUCAGCCAAAACUAUUGAAUUUUUAUAUUGUCUUGUGCAGCUGUGCAUCACUGAAUGUGUGUGAAAGGUGAGGGUGGUUAUGAAUGUCUGCUGUACAGAAUGUAUUUUCAUUGAAUGUACAUAUUAUAAUGUUUGUAAUUUUGUAUCUUUUGGAGCCUGUAAAUAACAUGCCAUUUGUAUAUAAUGUCCUCAUAUGCUCAUAAAAAUGCAAUAGACUAUGACUUAGGACAGACAAAGAAAAAACAUAAUUUGCACUUUUUGGAAUUUAUUUCUUCUAGGACCCUGCUUUCAGGAAAAUGCCAGUUUUGAUAACGAAACUACUUGUUACUAUUAAAUAAAUUACUAACAGUUAAAAAUGUC